AUGUCUGGCCUGUCCUCCUUAUUCCCGUCCAGGUUGUUGGGCUCCAUGCAUACCCAUCCUCGCGACAGGACGUCCGAUCCUCUGGCACGCCUCCGCUUCGCUUUGGAGACUAUGCCUGGCUCACGGAAAUACGUCUUCACGCCUGCGACGCGUGCUGAGAUCCUCUCUGAACUAUACGACGCGUUCUGGGGCCCCCACGCCCAUCUCUUCCUGCCGAGUUCACUCUCGAGCCUUCCUCCGCACGCAACGCUCAGCGAAGUGCAGGUCGCUACCGGGCUGCACAGGGAGCAGCCGAUCAUUCCAGGGAGACCCUGUGGCUACAUCUUUAAGAAAGGAGAGGCCUGCUUCAGGUGCAAGGAUUGUGCCCUCGACGACAGCUGCGUACUCUGUGCGCGGUGCUUCGAGGCAACCGACCAUGUAGACCACAACGUCAGCUUCUUCAUCGCUCAACAAUCCGGCGGAUGCUGCGACUGCGGUGACGUCGAAGCUUGGCGCACGCCCAUCAACUGCCCGUACCAUCCUCCGAAGGACGAGACGACCGAGUAUCUUAGCGCGUUCGCUCUUAGGACGCUUCAGGCCACUCCUCGGGCGAGUACAAGAGUCAUGAUAGGCCAGGACGUCCCUCCCGUGCGCGAUUUCCCCUUCCGGGUCCCCGUCACGCCGGAUUUGAGGGACACGAUGGCGAGGACUGUCGCGUAUGCGUUGGAUUUCAUCAUCGAUACCCUGGACUACUCCCCCGACGACACCAACCCUCCUAUGAACGAGGAAGACCUUCGGGCACAGCCGUCGGGCGAUCCUAUGCUCAGGGAUCAAUUCAGCGUAGUCAUUUGGAACGACGACAAACAUUCCAUCGAAGAAAUCGUUCAAUUGCUACGCGAUAUGACGCCGCGCACGAAAGACGAAGCCAGGGCAAUUGCAGACCGGAUUGAUGAGCAGGGACGCGAAGUGGUGGAAAUGCACGUCAACUCCACACGUCUCAUGGAGAUGGCGCAAACGAUCUCCCACAUCGACCUGGGGGUCACUGUCCGCAGGGCGUAUGACACAUUCCGGGAACAGAUCGUGACCGUCAUUAUCGAAUGGCUCCUCGACCUCACUCGCAGCCGCCUGGGGUCGGAUACGCUAAUCUUACGGGAGGUGGUUGCUGCAGAACUUCUUGCGCCCAGGAAGAACUACUCUUUGAUUCCCACUCAUGAAGCUCGAAGUCCCUCGCCGAGGCUCUGGAAGAAGCCACGCCUCAAUCUCAAGGAGGUAUAUGCUUCUCUACUCAGUCUGAGCCACGAGCACAAGCUAGCAGUCGCGUCCCACUUUGCUAGCGUGUAUCAUCGUAUCAUCGAUGCUUAUUUACUCAUCGACCGAGAGGCGGAGACCUCCAUCAAGUACUUCGCAUUGCAGCUCUUCACCGUUCCAUCUGUCGCGUUGUAUAUCGUCCGACAGCAUAACAUGAUCUCACGCCUACUGUCCAUCAUAACCGCCUUCUUUACCAACCAGAUACAGGACAAACGCAUUAUCCAUCCCGCCGACCCCAACGCCGACAUCGAUGUCGACACCUUUCCUUUCAAGUCGAAGCGGUUCAUGCCUGUGUUCAGCGACCUACGCUAUCUGUGCCACAACGAGCCCGUACAGCAGCUCAUCGCCCAUAAUCGGGAGUUCAUCGCGCACUUCUCGAAGACCUGCCAGAUCUUCAUGUGCGUGAACCCGAACAAACGGGCGUCGGCUAACCACGUCGAGUACGAGGCGGAUGCGUGGAUCAGUGUGUUCAACGUCACUCUUUCGUUGUCCAGGGUGAUCAAAGUCUACGGAGGAGCCUUCUCUCGGGCGACCGUAUCGGAAUUGGUCGCUGCGAUCACGACGGUCAUGCACCACACUCUUGUGACCACGGCGGUAGCGGACGAACAUCGCGACAUCACCAGAUUCCCGCCGGUACUCUUCCACGAUGUGGCGUUCGCGGAUACGACGUACAGAGUCAUCGACUUCGACGUCAUGGAUGGCUGGGUAAGCUUCCACCACUCUCUACAGUGGUUGCUCGCCGAGCUCUUCAAGCAUGUCGACAUCCUGAGCGAUGACUCGCUGCGAGAAAUUGGGCUGAAUAAUCUGCGGGAGGCGUGCCUCCGUAACGUGAGCGAGCAGGCGAUACUCACAAUAAUCGACUACCCUCUGCGAGUUUUGGCCAUGAUCGCGCAGAUCCGUACGGGUCUCUGGGUUCGCAACGGCUUCGCCAUCCGAGGGCAGCUCUUGCAUUACCGCGACUUCAUGCUGCGAGAACUGUGUUAUGAUCAGGAUCUCUUUAUCCUGCAAGCAGCGUUGGUGAUAUUAGGCCCAGAGUUGGUCUUCGUCAGCAUGCUCGACCGCUUCCAACUUAUGGGCUAUUUUCGGGCGCCACCCUUCAUCCCCGCGACAAAGAUGUCCAUGCAGGAUGCGAUCCGGCGCGAGAUCGUCCACGCGCUCGCGCGCAUGGUGGACGACCCUCCGGAUUCGACCACGGACAUCGGAACAUACGAGCUGAAGGACGAAGCGUUUGAUGAGGUCAACCCGUUCUUCUUCCAUUACACCCGGAACAAGCGCGAGGACGUGGAGACCGCCUUGCGCAACCGGCUCAAGAGGAAGACGGGUGUCGAGGACCCGGUCCUCACUCCUAGACCUCUCGACUUCAAGACCGGUGCCUUUUCGAGAAUCCCGGCGAUCUUCGAGUCGGAAGUCCUGCUGCAGAUCAUCUUCUACGGCAUCUACAACAUCAUCAUGAUCACGGACGCGGAAGGGACGACUCCUCCGUCUUCUGAGGCCAUCCUGGACCAGCUCGUCCACUUGAUCAUGGUGGCGCUGACCGAGAGGCCCAAGGUCUUCAGCCAGGCAGCCGUACAAAAGACCUUUGAGGACGGGCAGACAUUACUCGAUGUGCUGUGCAACUUCGAGCACCACGACAAGUUCAAGCCGUAUCAUGCGCGUGUGGCAUGGGUUCUCGACCGCUUGGAGAAUUACGAGCGCGAAUCUGUGCGCCUGCAUAGGCGUCUGGUGGAGGACCAUCCGGACGAUACUGCGGAUCCGGUCAAUGCGAAAAAGAGGGCGGCGAAGGCGAGGCAAGAGGCUAUUAUGAGACAGAUGAAGGCGCAGCAAGCAAGCUUCGCCAUCAACUUUGAAGACCUCGGCGACGAUGAGGACGAUGAUAUGGGCGAGACGCCCGAUGUACCGGUCUCGUACGGGACAUGCAUCGUCUGCCAAGAGGAGUUGAAUACCGCAAAGGCAUUUGGUUCCCUCGCGUUCAUGCAGCCGAACGGCCAGCACACCUACACUAAUGAAGCUGUCCUUUGCCCAGAUGAUCUAGACCGUGUCGCCCCCAGCGACGCGAACCCUAUGAAGAACACAAAACACCGUGCCCACAAUUUCGACCCUUCCCUUCGCAAUAUACCCGCUUCGUGCUUUACCGUUUACAGCGCAUCUAUCAGACAGAGACACCGGGCGCAAGCGACCAGAAACCACCCGGAGAGCAUACCAAGGAAGGAGUACAUAUGCCCGCUGUGCAAGAGUCUGGGAAACGUCAUUCUACCCGUUGCUACCUCACCCAUUAGCACUGAGCUUAAUGGUCUGCCGUUCACGGAAUGGACCAGAGCAGCCGGAAUCAGCAUCCUGAAGUCAAAGGCGGACCCAGUGCUAGAGCAGUUACAGUUCCGAAAUGGCUCUGGGGAGUUCGUCUUCUGGGCUGCUCAAGACCCUGCGUAUCAGUCCUUCCAACGGGCUCCAGAGCAGAGGGAUCCCAUUGAAGUGCACAAGAUGGUCGAUACAAUCAUGGUCGUGGCAAGAAAUAUCUCUCAGCAGACCCGACAUCUACGCGACCGUCCAGAGCCAGAGCCCGGAGACCGAGAGGACUUGGUCGGUUAUACCAUUUCCUCGAUGGAGGUUGCCCAACGAGGUUUGGGUACUCCAGGCCGCAUGGUGCCAGACGCUAUUUCGGAGCCUCAGCUGCGCAUGAUACGAGGUCUAGUUACGUGUCUCACCAAGCUGGUUGCAUUCAGUUUCAGGAAUAGACCCGACGAGGGCCGCGAUUCCAUGCGCCACGCCAUCAUGAAGCGGCUACUACCAGAAUGGAGUCGCGGUUCAUUGACGUCGUUCACAUAUCCCUUGCUCCUCCGUGAUCCCUUCACCAUCCUGAUUGAGACUGCUGCCGUGGCGCCAGACAUGCUCCGACAAGUCCUCAUCCUCGCGUACUACGCUUGCCUCGCCCGGACCGUCAUCGGCUUGGUCUACAUACUGAACAAAACUCGCAGCUACCACGUCACAGCGAUCCCCCGACGCCGCCAUUCAGACCUCUUCGGCGACGUUCGCAUGUUCUUCAUGUCGGUGGUUAGGCACUCACCCGUAUUCGAGCAAGCCGGGGACCUGGUCUGCCAGGCUUUUGGCGAAGCCCGCAUAGAGAAGCUGCUCUACAUGUUCACGCUCCCCUUCCUGCGCAGAGCAGCCAUUCUGUGCCGCGCGAUGCUCCCGGCGGCGUUCCCCACGCCUGCCGUCUCGGAAGAUGUCUGCGAAUACAGACGGCUGUUGACGAUGUUGGACAUCCCCCCGUUGUCCGACCUACCCAAUCAAGAUACUCUGCAAACUGCGUUGUCCGUGUGGUGUCAGCAUUACGGAACCUCACACGCCGCAUCGCAGCUCAACUGCGGAGUCGUUCUAGACUAUCCGGUGGUGUACCGCCUGACAAAACUUCCAAUGGUACUCGAUCACUUGUAUUUCGACCAGGACAAGAUCAUGACGUGCCAACGCUGCAAAACAGUCCCGUUGGACGCGGCGAUAUGUCUCAUAUGCGGUGCAACCUGCUGUCUGCAGAAACGGAACUCGGGGGAAUGUAACAUGCAUACGCGAGAAUGCGCAGGUCCUAUUGGGAUCUUCUUCCUGGUCAAGCGAAGCUCAUUGUUGUAUAUUUAUGCGAACAACGGGGCGUUCACACAGUCGCCAUAUCUAGACAUCCACGGCGAGGUAGAUGUAUCCAUGAGGCGAGGCCGGAGGCAGUACUUGCACCACGCAAGAUGGGAAGAAGUGAGGAAGGUGUGGUUGAAUCAAGGGGUACCCACCCUGAUUGCUAGACGUCUGGAAAGCACCGUAGAUUGCGGAGGCUGGGAAACACUGUGA
Fomitopsis serialis is the source of this 5118-nucleotide messenger RNA. RefSeq lists its product as uncharacterized. Gene Ontology annotation, molecular function: zinc ion binding; ubiquitin protein ligase activity. Bases 1 to 5118 code for a protein of 1705 amino acids. Lineage: Eukaryota; Fungi; Basidiomycota; Agaricomycetes; Polyporales; Fomitopsidaceae. The transcript is spliced from 15 exons. Gene Ontology annotation, cellular component: ubiquitin ligase complex; cytoplasm. The record is from RefSeq and is a predicted model, not a curated record. Gene Ontology annotation, biological process: protein ubiquitination; ubiquitin-dependent protein catabolic process via the N-end rule pathway.